UUGUUUUUCUGCUUACUAGACUGUUUUCCACUAUUUGCUUUCAAUCAUGCCUGAACUGGCCAAAUCCGCUCCGGCUCCCAAGAAGGGCUCAAAGAAGGCUGUCACCAAGGGGCAAAAGAAAGACGGCAAGAAGCGCAAGCGCAGUCGCAAGGAGAGCUACUCCAUCUAUGUGUACAAGGUGCUGAAGCAGGUGCAUCCGGACACGGGCAUCUCGUCCAAGGCCAUGGGCAUCAUGAACUCGUUUGUCAAUGACAUCUUCGAGCGCAUCGCAAACGAGGCUUCUCGCCUGGCGCAUUACAACAAGCGGUCUACAAUCACAUCGCGGGAGAUCCAGACGGCGGUGCGUCUCCUACUGCCCGGAGAACUGGCUAAGCACGCUGUGUCGGAGGGCACCAAGGCGGUCACCAAGUACACAAGCGCCAAGUAGAGGUCUCCUGGAUGAAGCGCUCCGGGCCCUUUUGGGCUUUAAAGUCUCUUGCAGUCACUCGCUCAAAUCAGGAGAGAGCUUUGUCCACUCGCAUUAGUUUUCUAGUUCCUAUUCCAAAGUUACUUUAAGGGUCUUGGAAAAGGUACACUCAAGACAUUAAGCCUUUGUGGUUUUGAGUUUCCCUGUGGGUUAUCAGGUUUGCAGUUAGCUGCACCCUACUUAGUUUCUUGGAGUUCGUUUUAGACUAGGAUAACUGAGGUGGGUCUCUGGGCCCGGCUUCCGUGUUCUAGUCUGUUGUGUCCCGGUGCCUUUUGCUUGACCUAAAGUGAGGUGGUUUCCUUACCUUGUCGAUUAGAGCCUUCUAAUCAGCUAAGUCUGUGUUGAUGAAUGCUGGGUACCAGCCAUCUAAAACUGAAACUGCUCUGACUUUAGUAGCUGUGUCCUGGGCACCAGCGGUUAGGGCUGCUUAGGGCGGUGUCCCUCUGACUUACUGAUGUAUAAACACGAGUGCUUCGCGUUGCUGCAGAUUCGUUAGAAAUCUGUUGUAGUUCUCUAUCAGACUUUAGAAUCCCUGUUCGUGUCUUGUUUUGUUCUGUUUAGGUUCUUGUUUGUUUGUUUGGUCGGUUGGUUGGGUUUUUUUCUUCCCAUUUAAUACUUUGCGUUAACCGCUGCAAUGCCAGGUUACCACAAGGAUACUGUUCCUUUUCUCUCUGGGCCCGUGAAGCCAUCUUUCUAAUCCACACACUCAGUAAUUAGCAUUUUUUUCUUCCUGUCGUGUCUCCAGGAAAAGUUGUCUGAAGUUCCCUUUGCUUUUUUGUUUACAUUGUUGCUGGUCAAGCUGGCCUGACAUUUUUAUACCCACCAAUGUCUUACUCACAGCAGAUGAUACUUUUUUAAAUUACCUAUUGAAUUAAUUUUUGUAUCACUGCUUCUUUUGAAUUACUUAUUGAAUUAAUUUUUAUAUCAAGGCGGGGCGGCAGGGGCUUUGUCCAUUUGAUGUAUGUGAAGACACCUUGGAAUGGAAAUGUUUUGAGGAUUCUUUUUCCAAAUUUGUCUCUAGUUAUAGUUACUGUGGUGGCUGUUCUUGGUUGUCAACCCAAGCAGGUAGGUACACCUGUGGGGAACUUUUUUUUUUUUUUCUUAAUUCCAUAAUUUGAAGUGAGAAGAACCACUUUUAAUCUGGAUCUUUUGAAGUGGCAAGAUCCACCUGCAAUCUGAGCCACCCCUGCUGGCAGCUUCUAUUAAAGGAGUUUGAAGAAAGAAGCUUGUUCUUUGCGUGCUUACAAAGAUGUCUACUUUAACUGGCAUUAGAGCCUACUAAUUCAGGAUUCUGACAUACACUGAACACCAGCCUUGUGGACUGAACAACUACUGGAUUAUUGGACCUUCCGUUAGUAAAUAGCCAUUGUUGGACUAGCUGGAGUCAUCUGUUUAUGCUCGCGUACAUGUGUGUAUGUUUACCAGGGAUGGCAGUAAUAGUUCCCUUAAAUUUGCCAAUUUAGAGUAAGCUCUUGGAUUUUCAUUGAAUUGAGAACGGUGGCCUUCCUGGGGAGAGACUUUUUACUGCCACCACCACCCCAUUCCCAAUUGUUCUAUUCCCUACAGAGAUAAACUUUCAUUUUCCAAUUGUCCCUGUCUUUUACAUUUCAGAGGGCUCGCCGGUAGGCUAUGGAGUGAAUGGUGAAGUUAAUGGGAGCUAAAUGGGUUGGUUCCGCUGGCCGAUGCUUGGCCAACACUAUACACUUUUGUCUCCCUACCUGAAGACAAACAGCCUGGGCUUUCUUUUGUGGAGUGUAGCAUUUUGCAUUUUUCCUUUGAAGUCUUGAUUUUGUUGGCGAAAUACUUGACGGUCUGAUCACUUUCUCAGGUCUGCUUUACGGUAAGAGUUCCUGGAGCUUUGUGAAUCCAAAAACGAGUUCCAGACAUUGUCAUGAAUAGAAUAAAUUCUGUUUCCUGCAUGUGUGUUUUCAAGUGUGUGGACACUGUUAUUAUCAUUAAUAAAGUUGCCACUUAGUUUCAAA
This is a messenger RNA of Rattus norvegicus (Norway rat), 2448 nucleotides long. RefSeq names its product H2B clustered histone 21 (gene H2bc21). The transcript has a single exon. The coding region runs from base 47 to 427 and encodes 126 amino acids. Gene Ontology annotation, molecular function: DNA binding; protein heterodimerization activity; structural constituent of chromatin. The record is from RefSeq and is marked validated. Gene Ontology annotation, cellular component: nucleus; nucleosome; chromosome. NCBI's taxonomy places the organism in Eukaryota, Metazoa, Chordata, Mammalia, Rodentia, Muridae.